GGUAAUUGCAUUUCAUUUUAUAUCCGCUUUCUGUUUUGGCAAAUGUUGGACAAUUCAACACUUCAAAUAAACACAUACACAGAUGAGUGAGUAUGUGCGAUUAUGUAUGUGCAUUAUUGGUGCUUCGAGAAAAUGCAUCCAGUACUCUGUAACACAGUCAACAUUUGGAAGGGCAUCCUGCCAAUGAAAUCAAGAAACAAAUGUCAGAUGUGGUACCUGGUCUUUAGAAGCAGUAUCUCUCAAUGGAAGGCAACAUGGAUCACAACAACCUCUCCAACCCAUGCUGUAUUUUACAAUAGGCUGUGUUUGCAUUCAUUUGCAGUGAAGGUGUUACCUUCGUAUCUUGAAUCCUUUUUAAAGGACUUAACUUCUUACUUUUCUCAAAGUGGCAAACGUCAAAAUGACUUCAAUAAGAUACAAAGUGUUGUUGGCAUAAAAGAAAACAAGAUUCCAAAGCUUUCACAAACUAGAUGGUUGUCAUGUGAAAAUGUAAUUGACGUUAUAAUAGAACAGUGGGAUGCCCUUGUACUUUAUUUUCAGUCUGAAGAUAAAAUAGAACAAGUGGACGGAGCAAAAAGAAUCUAUGAAACAAUGAUUAACAAAGGGACCAAGCACAUGCUGCUCUUCUUACACUAUAUAUUAAAGAAAGUAAAUGCUCUUAAUGUCGAGUUUCAAUUGGAACACUUUCGAUUGCAUCUGUUGCAUAUACUCGUUUCCAGUGAAUAUAAAAAUAUCCUUGGUUGCUUUAUAAAAGAAGAUGUUUUAGCUGUAUCUAAAUUAUCAGAUAUUGAUCUUAAUAACACAACAAAUCUCAAAGAUACGAGUAAUAUUUACCUCAGUGGACGCAUAAUGAGAUAUCUAGAACCAAACCCCAUCGUUGGUGACUCAGCUAGAUUCAUAACUGAUUCUUGGCGUCAAACUUUCCAGCAAUUGCACCAGAAAACACUUGAUGAACUAGCCAAUGAGUGGAGAUCAUUUCGGCAAUAUAAAAAUAUUCCUGUUUCCUCAAAGAGCAUCCCUGAACUCUGGCAUUCCAUGAACAAUCUUAAAGAUGGACUUGACCACUCUAAAUUUGAGAGGUUGUCACAAUUCAUGACUAAUUUAACAGUGUUACCUCAUUCAUCACCGUGCAAGGAACACAUAUUUUUCCAAGUAAAUUGCACAAAGACAAAGUUCACUAACAGGUUGAAGGCUGAAACGAUCACUGAUGAUCGUCUUCUCACUAAAGAAACAAUUACAAGAAAGGGAGCGUCAUGCAUUUCUUGGGAGCCGAGCGCUAAACUUAUUAAAGAUGUAGUGCAUGGGUUUUGUCACCGUAGAUAUACGAGUAGAUUGAACUCCAAAAAGGAAGGGGUGAAUGAAGACGAUAUGGAUAUGUACGAAAUUGACAAUUAAUUGUCAUAUGAUAUAAAUUCCUGUUUGACAUUGAAACCUUUCAGUUCAUUACUGUCAUUAAAUUCGAAUAGAAUAUGGGAACAAACUGGAAAUGCUACUUACUCCUCUUCUUUCUUAAAGUCACAUUUUGGGUUACAUAUGGAAAUAAAUGGAAUAUCCCUUUCGACAACAAAAGCGGCAUAAUUCGUAUCAAUAUUACAUGCAAAGAUAAUACUGUUUUAGCUGUGAAAAAUUUAAAAUGGUGCAGAGCAUACACUGAAAAUCCCACCACGAU
Molecule: messenger RNA, 1669 nt
Organism: Octopus bimaculoides (California two-spot octopus)
Lineage: Eukaryota; Metazoa; Mollusca; Cephalopoda; Octopoda; Octopodidae
Source: RefSeq, a predicted model, not a curated record